AUGGAUGACGUUGAUGAAGGCUGCUACUGCAACUGGAUCGGAUGUUUUGGGAGACAUCUAACUCCAGUUCUCUUUCGACAAGUAAAAGACUUUCAAAAGAUGAACCACUUUCCUGGUUCUUUCGAGUUGGGUCGUAAGGACCUCCUGACAAUAAAUCUAUCCAAAAUGCGCGCUCGAUUCGGCAGUGAGAAUUUCAGCUUCUAUCCGACAACAUUUAUUUUGCCGCGCGAAUUCUCCAGGUUGAAAGACUCAUGGAGGCAGGCAUUGGACCGAAGCGCACCUCGUCACAAAAAACGCAAUACACCCGCCAGUGCAAGAGGAGUAGGUAUACAUCUAGUCAACCGGUUAACAGAAGUGCCCAGACGAAAGAAGUCCAUCGCCCAGGUCUACAUCUCCAACCCCUAUCUGAUUGGUGGAAACAAGUUUGAUCUGCGGUUAUACGUCUACAUGACCAGCGUGGAUCCGCUACGCCUCUACAUUCACAAGAAUGGCCUCGUACGGUUCGCUUCCCAAAAGUCUUUGGAGGAAUUGUGGCGAUAUCUCGAGGAGCAGGGACGAGAUACGCAAAAGCUGUGGAGAGAAAUAAAGUCGAUAGUAUUCAAGACAAUGGCUUCGGCGGUGUCUAAGAUGGCUAGUCUUGUGGUUCAUCACGUUGCCAGUCGCGAGAGUGUUCACGAGCUGUUUGGCUUCGACAUUCUCCUCGACUCAGAACUCCGACCCUGGCUCUUGGAGGUCAACAUCUCUCCGAGGUUCAGCUUUCCAUUUGAUAAUGGUUUGACCUAA
Molecule: messenger RNA, 783 nt
Organism: Hydatigera taeniaeformis
Lineage: Eukaryota; Metazoa; Platyhelminthes; Cestoda; Cyclophyllidea; Taeniidae
Source: the annotation of a GenBank genome assembly